AUGGCCGUAGGUCUCCUGUGGCUGGGCCUCACCCUACUGGGCGCCCUGCAGACCCAGGCCCAGGACUCUGCCCCAAACCUGAUCCCAGCCCCACCUCUGUCCAGGGUCCCGCUGCAGCCAAACUUCCAAGAUGACCAGUUCCAGGGGAAGUGGUAUGUCGUGGGCCUGGCGGGAAAUGCGCUUUCAGAGAAAGACAGAAGCGAGUUUAAGAUGUACACCACCAGCUACGAGCUGAAAGAAGACCACAGCUACAACGUCACCUCCACCCUGCUCAGGGACCAGGGCUGUUCCUACUUUGUCAGAACUUUUGUCCCAACUUCCCAGCCUGGCCAGUUCAGCCUGGGAAACAUUAAGGCCUACCCUGAAGUACAGAGCUACACUGUGCGAGUGGUGGCCACCAACUACAACCAGUUCGCCAUGGUGUUUUUCAAGAAGACCUUCAAAAACCAGGAUUACUUCAAGGUCACCCUCUAUGGGAGGACCAAGGAACUGCCGGCUCAACAGAAGAAGGACUUCAUCCAAUUCGUCAAGUCCCUGGGGCUCACCGACCACAACACCCUCUUCCCUGUCCCCAUUGACAAGUGCAUCGAUGAUGAAGAGUGAGCGUGG
Molecule: messenger RNA, 609 nt
Organism: Miniopterus natalensis
Lineage: Eukaryota; Metazoa; Chordata; Mammalia; Chiroptera; Miniopteridae
Gene: LCN2
Product: lipocalin 2
Molecular function (GO): small molecule binding
Source: RefSeq, a predicted model, not a curated record